GACAGGCGGCAACGCCGAAGCGUCGCCUCGCCUGUUCCCAGACAAUCUGCGCUCAGGACUUACUGUAGCAGCCAUCCAGAUCUUCAAACUGGCUGCAGCUUGAUAAACUACUGGAGGGUGAGCUGAAUCCGGGAGUCGUGUCUCCUCUCUGCCCUGCCUCACGGUCCAACACCUCCAGCCUCUGUUUGGAGACGGCGACGACGAUGUGACCGUCGGACUCGGCCACAGCCAUGUGACCUGCUAUUAUGGAUCUGAGAAUCAGCAUACAUUGAAUCAACCCUCAUCCAGCCACAAUGGUCCCACUUCUGUUUUUGGUGGCAACCACAACAACAUCCAAUUCCACUGGCAAUGGCAACCAUACACAAGAAGACGUUACAUUCCCCAGCCACCACAUCCUCCCCACCGUGCUGGUCGUGUCCCUGCUGCUGGUCAUCAUCGCACUGCUUGCCUGGUACUUCCUCAGGUUAAAAAACCAGAGAAAAGCAGUCGUCACAACAGUUGACAAGAAGAUACCGAAUGGCAUCCGGGAGGAACAAGAGCUUGGAUACAGCUCUGAGUCCUUAUACACCAUUGUACCACCAGAGCAACAGACGGUGGUCCUCCUGCCCAGAUCCCCCUCGGCCUCAAAGACCUACUUCCCCAUCCCGGUGGACCACCUGGAGGAGGAGUACCGGCUCCGCUCAGCCGACGAUGGCAAGCUCUUCAGGGAGGAGUACAACUCCUUGCCGGGGGGCAAUGCCCAAGGGACGUACGAGGAGGCCAACAAGGACGAAAACAAGGAGAAGAACAGAUACCCCAACAUCCUCCCCUAUGAUCAUUCCAGAGUGGUGUUGACUCAGCUGGAUGGAAAUCCCUGUUCAGACUAUGUGAAUGCUUCUUACAUUGACGGUUACACGGAAAAAAACAAAUUUAUAGCUGCGCAAGGUCCAAAGGAAGACACGGUAGCAGAUUUCUGGAGGAUGAUAUGGGAGCAGAAAGUAUCGACUGUUGUCAUGUUGACAAAUCUGAAAGAAAGAAAAGAAGACAAGUGCUAUCAGUACUGGCCAGAUCAGGGCUGUUGGACCUACGGAAACGUGAGAGUGGCCGUUGAAGACUUUACUGUCCUGGUGGACUACACGAUACGCAAGUUCUGUGUACAAUAUCAGGCCAGUGAUGCUGCUAAGACUCCUCGCCUCGUCACUCAGCUCCACUUCACCAGCUGGCCGGACUUUGGGGUUCCUUUCUCCCCCAUCGGCAUGCUCAAGUUCCUCAAGAAGGUCAAGGCGGUGAAUCCCCCCUUCGCUGGGCCGAUCGUGGUCCACUGCAGCGCCGGCGUCGGGAGGACGGGAACCUUCAUCGUCAUUGACGCCAUGAUUGACAUGAUGCACCCGGAGCAGAAAGUCGACGUGUUCGGGUUCGUCUCCAAGAUCCGGGAGCAGCGCUCACAGCUCAUUCAGACAGACAUGCAGUACUCGUUCGUCUACCAGGCGCUGCUGGAAUACUACCUCUACGGAGACACGGAGCUGGACGUGUCGUCUCUGGAAGGACAUCUGCACAAGCUGCACAACACCUUCGCCAACGGCGACCGUGUUGGCCUGGAGGAAGAGUUUAAGAAACUGACCAACAUGCGAAUAAUGAAGGAGAACAUGCGGACGGGGAACCUCCCUGCCAACAUGAAGAAGAACAGAGUCCUGCAAAUCAUCCCGUACGACUUCAACAGAGUCAUUCUCUCCAUGAGAAGAGGUCAAGAGUUCACCGAUUACAUCAAUGCAUCUUUUAUAGAUGGUUACCGACAGAAAGACUACUUCAUCGCCACACAGGGGCCUCUCACUCACACGGUGGAGGAUUUCUGGAGGAUGGUGUGGGAGUGGAAGUGCCACUCGAUUGUCAUGCUCACCGAGCUCCAGGAGAGGGAGCAGGACAAGUGCUGCCAGUACUGGCCCAUGGAGGAUUCCGUCACCUACGGAGAUUAUGCAGUAGAGCUGAAGGGAGACACUCUGUGUGAAACCUUUAGUCUACGAGACAUGGUACUCACCUUUGUCCCGGAGAAGCAGACAAGGAUGAUCAGGCACUUCCACUUCCACGGCUGGCCGGAGAUCGGCAUCCCGGCCGAGGGGAAAGGCAUGAUUGACAUCAUUGCCGCGGUGCAGAGACAGCAGCAGCAGUCCGGGAACCACCCCAUCGUCGUUCACUGCAGUGCCGGUGCAGGGCGGACAGGUACAUUCAUCGCACUGAGCAAUAUCUUGGAGCGAGUCAAAGCAGAGGGCCUGCUGGACGUGUUCCAAACUGUGAAGAGUUUACGAAUGCAGAGGCCUCAUAUGGUCCAAACUGUGGAACAGUAUGACUUCUGCUACAGGGUGGUACAAGACUUUGUCGACAUUUUCUCAGACUAUGCCAAUUUUAAAUGACGAGAUCUGCCUUAAACAUGGUUUUUAAUGUUGUUUUCUAAAGGUUUGUCGGUUUUGUGUGUUUCUCUUAACUUUGUCAGAUGAUCUUCUAUUUUGCUAUGCACUCGUCCUACAUUAACUCCAGCUCCUCUCUCGCUGUAAUAUACGGUAUGUCAGUGGAUGUAAACUGUAAAUGAGAAAAGAUUAAUAAUGUAUAUUUCACACCAUGUAUGAUAAAUACUUUGUCAUCACGUGUUGUUUCAAAGUUGGUCUCUGAUUCCAGUUUUGUUGUAUAAUAUUGUACUUUAAACAUUUAUCUAAGUGUAAUUUUGAAUUGACCACAUAAUAUUUUUAAAAGUUAUUGUAAAUGUAUUUAUGUAUUGACGGAGACAUUCCUGUCGUGGCUUUGGAGAACAUAAGAGAAAUGUUGAUAUGUUUGCUUUUUUUCUUUUGUUGAUUAUAAACAGGCAUCCUUUCAUUUACUGAGACUUCUUAGAUCAGAGACGAUUCUCAAGCUUGAUGCUACAAGCCCAUCUAAGUGAAAUAUUGUUUAAAAAGAAAAAAAAGAAGAAGAAGAAGAAAGAAUCACUUCAGCCAUAAUAUGUAAAACAUAGUUAUGCAACAAAGGAUAAGCUGAUCAUAUCCAGGUUGAUUUUUCAGUCUGAUUCAGGCAGGAGUUUGUCGGUUAUUCGUCACAGCCUCAUGGAAAACCAUUCAACUGGUUUUGUACCUCAAGAAGUGGUAUGCAACUGCAUUUGACGUGGAUGUAACAUGACUACAGUCUGCCUUCUGUCUGUAAACAGCAAAGAGAGCUUUGCUACGACUGCACAUGAAAAAAAAAAGCACAUAAUAACCAAGCCUUUUGCCAAGAACCUAUAAUAUUGAAGAGUAUGUUGAUCGCUUUAUUUGUAUUUAUAAAUGACAGACUUUUCAAAGAAAUUAGUGCCAUAUGUACUUUUUUAAAGAAAUAAGCAUAAGCUGGAGGCAGAGUAUCCAAAUGCAGUAGAGCCAGUAUGUUCCUUUUUAUGAUGCACAAUUAAAACACAGGAAAGCAUUUAAAGCGUAACUUUAUCCCCGAGUCUCGUAACGGCAAAAACCAUGUUACACAAGCAGUGGUGCUUCAGUGCCUGUUUGACAGCAGAGGAAAAGAAAGAGAAAAUAAACCAUCACAGCUGUUCAAUGUGCUUUAAACCAGAGUUUCUAAACCUGAAACCUCAGCCUGUUUCUUGAACCUAAUUUACACUUUGAAAAACAACUGAAGUGGUUCACUUGACUUCGACCUUUGACCUAUGCCACCAGGUUUGACGUGUUUUUGAAGUGAUGCAGCGAAACGAGCUCUGUCCUCAUCACGAUCAAGUGCAGUAAUUCUGAUGUGAGAUCUGACUCAAAUCACAUUGACUAUAAACUCGCCAAGUUUGUGCAGCCCCAUUGGAAGCCGUUCUGUUUGGAGUUUGCAUGUUGGUCCCGGUUCGUACGUAAAUGAUCUCUUCUUUCACUCAUAGUCAGCUGUGAUCGGAUGAGGGUCGAUCCACUCUGACCCUGCAGUAUUUUAACUGGAUAACAGGAACAUCUCUGGUGUCUUUAACUGAGAACUUAUGCAGCGCAGCAUAAAGUCGGUGGCUUCAUUUGACAAGGGUAAAACUGAGAAGCGAGAACGUUUCAAAGGCGGCGUCUCGUUUUUCUUUCAUUCUUUGCAAACUAUCAGAAUUUUGAGCCAACUUUUCCUCUGAACUAGUAACUCUGAUCCAUGCGGUACUCCCGACGUUAAACCAGUGGUUUUGCUGACGCUGUGUGUAAAUACUACAUGACAAAGUGCUGAUGUUGUGAAAGUCGCUGAGCAGCCAGGAUCUGUCAAGUGAUUGGUCUUUUUUUUUUGUGUGCUACAUGUAAAUGUCUGGGAGAUGUGAGGUGCAGCACAAGAAGAAACAGACUUAACGGAACGACGUGUGUGUUAUUUUCCCGGGACUCUGUUUUGUGUCCUUGCAGUGAUUUUAAGGAAACUGACGAGGGUCCGUUCAAACUACAGCUUUUUGCCUUUGCUUUUUCUGUGGGUGAUCAAUGCCCUUUUGGACUCUCAAUGUCUUUGAAAUGCAAGUUGCAAUAUUAAAUUUAUCUCAAAA
Messenger RNA from Salarias fasciatus (jewelled blenny), 4486 nucleotides. It is a transcript of the gene ptprea, whose product is annotated as protein tyrosine phosphatase receptor type Ea. The record is from RefSeq and is a predicted model, not a curated record. NCBI's taxonomy places the organism in Eukaryota, Metazoa, Chordata, Actinopteri, Blenniiformes, Blenniidae. Gene Ontology annotation, biological process: protein dephosphorylation. Gene Ontology annotation, molecular function: protein tyrosine phosphatase activity. The transcript has 22 exons. The coding region runs from base 294 to 2387 and encodes 697 amino acids.